Molecule: messenger RNA, 588 nt
Organism: Sipha flava (yellow sugarcane aphid)
Lineage: Eukaryota; Metazoa; Arthropoda; Insecta; Hemiptera; Aphididae
Product: ATP synthase subunit s, mitochondrial-like
Exons: 4
Coding region: 1-588 (195 amino acids)
Source: RefSeq, a predicted model, not a curated record
AUGUUUUCGAAAAGUUCACUACUUAAAUUGGUGAAAAAUACGAUUGGAAACAAACGUAACUUAUGGAAAUGGGUCGCAGAUUCAUUUAACCAAUUUGACGAAGAACGCGCUAAAGAAAUUGGUCCUAAUUUAGCAUGCGCUGAAUGGCUAAUGAAAAAUGGUGCCAAAGUGCGGUGUAAAGGCUGCAGAGAAUUCGUAAGCCAUUACGAUUGUUUACCAACUAGAUAUGAUGUUCUUGGCCAGUUCAAAAUCGAGCAAGUUUAUGCUGGAGAAGAAGCUUCUAUAUCACAUAUAGGAUUUACUCACUUUAGAGACUGCAAUAAUAUUUUGGAUAUAGCAUUUGUUCGAUGUAGUACAAUCGAUAAUGAGGCGAUACAAAAGCUUCAGAUAUUAAAAGAUAGUUUAAAAUCUUUAAAAAUUGAUAGUUGUGAAAAUGUUUUUAACGAAGGAAUAAUAGAAUUAGAACAUCUUCAGGCAUUGAAAUAUUUAGAAUUGAAAAACGUACAAUUAGAAAAUGAAAUGAAAAUAAUUAAUCAUCUGAAAUUGAAGUUGCAGAAUUGCAAUAUUGUUUACAAUGACGAAAAAUAG